CGUUUUUUUCUGAGUCCUUCCGCUCUCCGUCAUACAGUGAGUGCGCAAUGCCCAUGCGUGGGGUUUAGAGUUGAAGGAACCAACAUGUCGCUGGAAGACCCGUUCUUCGUAGUGAAAGGGGAGGUGCAGAAGGCCCUGUCUCGUGCACGAGGGCUGUAUGAGCGCUGGGAGGAGCUUCUGCAGGAGGGAACGCAGGUGAGUAAAGAUGAGCUGGACUGGAGCACCAACGAGCUUAGGAACUGUCUGAGGGCCAUAGACUGGGACCUGGAGGACCUGCAUGAGACCAUCAGCAUUGUGGAGUCCAACCCUGGCAAGUUCAAACUGGGAGACAAUGAGCUGCAGGAGAGGAGAGACUUUGUGGAGAGGACGAGGCAAGCUGUACAGGAGAUGAAGGAACAGCUCUCCAGUCCCUCUGUUGUGGCCCAGGCUGAGAAGAAAAACAGACAGGCUCUGCUGGGAGAGGCAGCCGGGCAGGACCAGUCCACCAGGCUGGAGGCUCACCUGGUGUCUGCUAACUCCAGAUACAUCCAGGAUCAACAGGAGCAGCAGCAGCUGAUCGUGCAGGACCAGGAUGAGCAGCUGGAGCUGGUGUCCGGCAGUAUCCGGGUUCUGAAGGACAUGUCUGGACGCAUCGGAGACGAGCUGGACGAACAGGCUGUCAUGCUGGGAGAGUUUGGUGAUGAGAUGGACCAGACAGGAUCCAGGAUGGACUCAGUCCUCAAGAAGAUGGAGAAGGUCUCCCACAUGACCAGCAGCAGGAGGCAGUGGUGUGCGAUAGGUGUGCUGGUGGUCAUCAUGGUCGUCGUCCUCAUCCUGUUCUUCGCCCUCUGAUGGACGACGCUCUCCUCCAAACGCGCCCACCCUCACCUCCCACUCAUUUGACAGUAUUGGAAUAUUUCUUACCAGAGUGUGUGUGUAGCGAGUUCCGAGUUUCCUCAUGGAAACGUCAUCCUUCCGAGAAUGGGUUAGUCAGGAGGAAGAAAAAAAGCUUUAUGAGAAGGAAGAAGGAAAUUGUUGCUGGGCAGGUUAUAAUAGCACAGCUGGCUCACCUCUCGCUCUUUCGCCAUCUAGUGGACAGUGGAGGUACCUUCCAUUUCAUAGCAAUGUUGGGUAACUUGCAUAAAGACACUACAAACUAUGUAUUAAAUAUAUUUUGUGGCCUGAGCACACAUAAUGAUAACGUGUAAAUACUGUGCGUGCAAUGUAAAACGUUUCUUUUCAUUCGGUUGCUUUGAGAUUGUGUUUGAAGCGUUUGAGGAAGAAAAAAAAGAACGCUUUUGUGAAUACUCUUGCUGUGUAUUCUCACUAGCUCUUUUCAGGACCGUUUUGCAGUAAGCUGCUGAUGUCAUGGUGUCACAGAACCCCAGUCUGCUCCACCAUUGGUGGGUUUUGUCAGGACCUCUCAGGAUUGGCUGACAGUCUGGCCCAGUCCCAAUACUUCGCAGGUUUUUACUUCCUCUCAUCCAAUCAGUCAAAAUAGUCACGGGCCAUUUGUGAUAAUGACCUUAGAUCAGUUAGCACUGAAAACUGAGUGUAUUUAGCGACAAUGGACAAAUACUAACUACUAGUUAGUAUUUGGAGGUACUCUGGACAGUGUUGGAACGUGGCCGGAUUGAGAGGGGAGGGGUUAGCAAUCAGGGGCCUGGUGCCAUUUCUUCUGUGCCAACGGUCAGUGUUUGUCCAGCUGUUGGAAAUGACUGUUUGGUAUCAUCAGCCACUACUGCCUUGGGCAAUGAAGGAACAUGAAUGGAGGGUCAAUAUUUUCUGUCUCCCUUCUUUCUUUGCAACUUUCAGAUGUGUGUAACACCUUGUCAUUAAGCGUAAAGAUGUGAGUCCAAACGGCGCAAGCUCCGUCCACUUGGACAGCCCAGAUGGACGAAACGCACCACCUUCCUACGUGUUACCUCUGACAAAGCUCUAAGCCUUCACGUUUAUUUGCUUUCUAACCAAAACUCCAGAUGCCUGGGGGUCAUUUCUACAACUUUAAAGAUUUGUAAGUCCCUACAAAUGAUGUGUAGAUGCUCAACCUACCUGUAAGCUGGUGUGUAGUCACCUGUCUUCAGGUCGCACAGCUGAGGAAACGCAGCCUUUUCCAAACAGACCUGCCUGUUGAAGUCUGCCCGUAUUUUUGUAACGUGUUCUUGUGUUAAUACUGUGUCGAUGAUAAACAUUUCUUUAUUGUAUGAUUCUAAAGGAAAAUAUACACAAGUUAUUCUUAAAUAAAGCAUUAUAUGCUUUUAAAACGG
Osmerus eperlanus (European smelt) is the source of this 2246-nucleotide messenger RNA. It is a transcript of the gene stx10, whose product is annotated as syntaxin-10. Gene Ontology annotation, cellular component: endomembrane system; synaptic vesicle membrane; SNARE complex. Gene Ontology annotation, biological process: vesicle fusion; intracellular protein transport; retrograde transport, endosome to Golgi. The record is from RefSeq and is a predicted model, not a curated record. Bases 85 to 831 code for a protein of 248 amino acids. Lineage: Eukaryota; Metazoa; Chordata; Actinopteri; Osmeriformes; Osmeridae. Gene Ontology annotation, molecular function: SNARE binding; SNAP receptor activity. The transcript is spliced from 10 exons.